AUGGCGAAGACGCGCCGCAAGAAGCGACGCACGCACCUCGACCAGAAUGCCGGGCGGGAGGCACCGGGCGGCAAGGGCGACAUCCCCAAGUCCUUCGUCAUGAAGCGCGGCAAGAUGAGCGAGCUGGUGAAGGAGCUCACCGAGGAUGUCCGGCACGUCAUGGAGCCGCACACCGCCAAGAACCUCAAGGAGUCCAAGGCGAACAAGCUCAAGGACUUCGUGCAGGUGGCCGGUCCGUUGGGCGUGUCGCACUUCAUCAUCCUGAGCGCCACGGAGAACUCGAAGUACGUCAAGAUCGCCAAGACCCCGCGCGGGCCCACGCUCACGUUCAAGGUGAACAAGUACACGCUGGCGCGCGAGGUGGCGGCGGCGCAGCGCAAUCCGCGCGCGCCCCCCAACGCGUUCCUCUCGCCGCCGCUCGUCGUGCUCAACAACUUCGGCGACGCCCCGCAUCAAAAGCUCGCCACGAUAACGUUCCAGAACCUCUUCCCGGCCAUCAACGUCCGCAAGGUGAAGCUCUCCACCUGCCAGCGCGCGGUGCUAGUCGACUACGACAAGGAGAGCAACAAGUUUCAGUUUCGCCACUACUCCAUCAACGCGUUGCCCACCGGCACCAACAGGCACCUCAAGAAGCUCCUCACCAAGAACAAAGUUCCCGACUUAGGCCGAUUGACCGACAUCGGCGAGUUCUUCGAGUCGGGAGCCAACAGCGGCCACGUGUCGGAGUUUUCCGACUCGGAAGGUGAGGAUGCGGUCAACGCGCGGGUGGAGCUCGCGCAGGAUUACAACCGCCUGUCCAAAGCCAACACCACCUCGCGGGUCAAGCUCCAGGAGAUCGGCCCACGGAUGGAGAUGGAGCUGGUCAAGGUGGAGGAGGGGAUGUGCGAGGGUCGUGUGCUGUACCACGCGUACGUCGACAAGACCGAGGACGAGGUGAAGGAACUGGAGACUCGCGCGGUUGAUAAAGAGGCGCUUCGCAAGAGGCGAAGGGAGGAGCAGGAGCGUAACGUGGCCAAGAAGGCCAAGGAGAAGGCGGAGAAGGAAAAGAUCGAGGAGGAUAUGGCGGCGCUCGGGGCGCGGAAGCGCAAGCGGGAUAAGAAGAAGGAGAAGGAGAAGGAUGCGAAGAUCGCGCGGAAGGGGGGUAAGGGGCUCGACGGCGGGAAAGGGAAGGGUGCGAAGAAGUCACCGAGCGCCAGGCCGGGCAAGUCCAAGCGCAUCAAGGGUAGAACGCGAUCCAGGUAG
Molecule: messenger RNA, 1242 nt
Organism: Micromonas commoda
Lineage: Eukaryota; Viridiplantae; Chlorophyta; Mamiellophyceae; Mamiellales; Mamiellaceae
Exons: 1
Coding region: 1-1242 (413 amino acids)
Biological process (GO): ribosomal large subunit assembly; rRNA processing
Cellular component (GO): preribosome, large subunit precursor
Molecular function (GO): rRNA binding
Source: RefSeq, a predicted model, not a curated record